Messenger RNA from Acanthamoeba castellanii str. Neff, 1137 nucleotides. RefSeq lists its product as uncharacterized. NCBI's taxonomy places the organism in Eukaryota, Discosea, Longamoebia, Acanthamoebidae. The coding region runs from base 1 to 1137 and encodes 378 amino acids. The transcript has 7 exons. The record is from RefSeq and is a predicted model, not a curated record.
AUGACCAAGAAUAUAUCACAGAUAACCCGGUGGAACGACACGGCAAUCGCCGGCCUCAACCCCAACAUCACCGCGCGACUGCCCGACGCCGACAUCCUCACCAGCUUCCGCAACGACAGCGCGGUGAGCAGCACGACGGUGUUCAAGCGCGCACUUAAUGUCUUCUCCAACGGCACCUUUGCACGGAACGGCUCCCUGGCUGGCCUCCCGCCUGCGGCCAACGGUUUCUCGUUCGGCUACGCCACCGACGCCGAGCGUAUCAACUACGUCAAGGUCAGUCUCCGCCAUCACUCGCACGACAACUCGUUGACGUACCUUAAUUCGUACGAGGCCACCAACGCCAGCUUAUCCUAUGCGAUGAUGGUCAACGCCGCGGGAUACACUGUAACUGCCACGCAAGCGGCCGUGCAGGCUGCCAUGACCGCCUAUCGUCCGUUCAUCGACAAUGGCGACCUCACCGUGGACAUCCUGAACGCCAACGGCUCGGCCUCGUGGCCGCUGAGCUACAUCAGCUUCGCUCUCAUCCCCCAGAACAUCACCACGCCUGACUGUUCCAACAUCCAAGAGCUCCUGCUCUUUCUCUCUUGGACGCAGCUGAACGCCAAGGCGUCGGCGGUGGCGAGCUCGCUGGGCGAUACGGCACUCAUCAACGCCUACCGCCGGCGGCUGAUCGACACCAUGGGCACGAUCUACUGCAACGGGCAGAAGGCCUUCAAGACAGCCGUGCUCCUGGGUAUGGGUCCGCCCUACACCAUCUACUACACGUGGGUGGCCAACUACCCGAGCACGGCCUUCAAGGUCCAGUACACGUCGGCCGUCUCCCAGACCGCUAUCACCGAGAUGGCCGCCGGCGAUAUCGACUACGCCGCCAUCAGUACCGAGCUGACCGCCGCACAGAAGCAGCUGAUGCCAGACGCCGAAGGCGUGCCGACCAUCGGCUACGGCAUCCUACCCGUCUACAAUAUCUCCGAGUUGAUCGGGUAUGACCCCGUGAUCAUGGACUGGCAAGCCAUCUCCGACAUCUUCCUCAACAAGAUCAGUAUGUGGAACGACCCCUAUCUCGUGGGGCUCAACCCGCAUCUAGCGGGUCUGCUGCCCAACAAGCCGAUCACGAUCAGACCGACCCGUCGCCGGUGA